AUGUCUUGGUGGGUUUUUCAACUGGGUUUGAGCUACGUUGAAGGAAUGCUAAGAUCAAAAACGGGUCAAGUGGUGGCUGUUUUUUGCGCCAUUGGUGCUGUUGGGCCUAGGGAAAGAGGAAAAGCAAUAGUGAUGGGUUCAGACACGAACAGUGUGAACAUCGACUUCCUCCCUUAUUGUCUGGCAGAAACCCAAAGGGUACUUUCUUCUACUGGUGUGCAGGAAUUUCAUCUUGAUGAGCUUCUGACUCAUGAAAUUUCAUUGCAAGAUAUAGACAAGGCAUUUGAACUAUUGGAGCAACCAGAUUGUGUGAAAGUUGUUGUCAAGAAUUCAGUAAUCUUCAAACAUGUACUACAACCUCAACAAGAACAACCUUUCCAGUCAAUACUACAAAUUGAACAUUGAAAAAGUUGAGA
Messenger RNA from Jatropha curcas, 416 nucleotides. Lineage: Eukaryota; Viridiplantae; Streptophyta; Magnoliopsida; Malpighiales; Euphorbiaceae. The record is from RefSeq and is a predicted model, not a curated record.